Xyrauchen texanus (razorback sucker) is the source of this 4685-nucleotide messenger RNA. It is a transcript of the gene tmem109, whose product is annotated as transmembrane protein 109. Gene Ontology annotation, biological process: intrinsic apoptotic signaling pathway in response to DNA damage by p53 class mediator; cellular response to gamma radiation. The coding region runs from base 290 to 937 and encodes 215 amino acids. The transcript has 3 exons. NCBI's taxonomy places the organism in Eukaryota, Metazoa, Chordata, Actinopteri, Cypriniformes, Catostomidae. The record is from RefSeq and is a predicted model, not a curated record.
UGUUCCUUCCAAGGAAGAGGAAGCAGACAUUUAAGGGAAAGAAACUUCUAUGGAUUCCUUUAGUAAAGUGCGAGUUUGGUGAUGAACGAUAGAAAUGAUGUCCUUUGCGAGACAUUUAGUUUGACACUGAUGUAAUAAUGCCUACUUAAAACUCCGAGUGAAUUUAACGCUUAAAACAUCGUUCAAAUUGAUGUCAAAAUAUUUUAAUCACCUAUAGUUUGUUGGAGAACGCAUUUAAAUUCCGUCUCGACGGAGCCUGUUUGGCGUCCACGUGGCGUUCAGUUCGAAGAUGGGUCUGUUUUUAUAUCUUAUACUUUCAGUUUCAUACCUGCUGAUACCGUCUGGUCACACCCUGGAAUGGAAUAAUCAGUCUAGUCCCCUGCAAAAUGUGCGGUCAUUUGUCAAAAGUUUUUCCGAGGAGGCCCACAGUUAUCUGGUCUCUGUUGUCGGUGAACAAGUAGUCGACUCGUCUCUCAAGUGUGUGCGCAGUGGUGCGAAGUGGCUGUCCGACGCAGUGGCAUCUGCCCUUACAGUGGUCAUCCAGUACCUUACUGAAAUCCUGGAAGCAGCGGGAAUUGACGCCAAGCUACCCUUCCAACAAGUUACACCAGAGGGAGUCAUUUUCAUCACUCAGUGGGCUCUAUUGGCUUUUACUGCUUAUUGGAUAAUCUCCCUCAUCCUGAGGUUAGUCGUCGGGGCUGUGUGGCAGGCUUUGUGGCUGCUGAAGUGCAUCUUUGCAGUUGCCAUGUUUGGAUUGAUUCUCAGUGAUACUGGAGCCCCUACAGAAACCACAGCGUUGAGGAUAGUGGGCCUAGUGUGUGUCUGUGUCCUGUUAGGGAUCGGUUCAACAUCAGAAAAGCGAGAUACACACCUUGAGGUCAAAAUCAAGAUGCUGGAGAGACGUCUGAGAGAGAUGGAAAAAAGCAAAUUGGAAUGACUGAGAGACCCUCGUACAGCCCAUAAAUAACCCUAAUUGUUUUCCUCCAUGAUAGUGUGUUGUAAAUCUAUCAUAUUAUGGUGACAUCUAAGCAACAGAACCAUGGUUUCAUUUUGUGUAAUCAGGAGAUGCUUGAUCCUAAAUAAAUAUGGAAGGUGCUUCAAUAUUUUCUAGUAGUUACAACAUCAUUUAUUUACAGUGAAACUGUAUGAAUUUGCAAAAGGGUGCUAUAGCGAAACUGCAACUGAUUUUUGAAGGGUUUCAUUAUUAGCAGAUGAUUAUAUAGUUUGCAGGUACUGGGGCUAUAGGAUGUGGAUAUUGAAAAAGACAAAAUGUGUUUACACUGGAUUCAAAUAACCAUGUUUUUGUUGCUUAUUACAUUAUUCAGGGUUAGGGUGCACAGAGCAACACAAAAUGGAUUUAAAGGUUUUCAAUGACAACAUUUAAAAAAAGAAAAUUAAAAAAAUAUUAAUUAUUCAUGUCACUUACAAAUGCAGACAUUUUUUCCAUCUACCAUGGUCUUCAUUUACUAAAUUGAACGAUGAAGAUGAAGAACCAACACAUGGGUUUUAAAAUCCUGUCCUGCAUUCAAGCAAUUCUUGAUCUGACCCUUUAAAUGACUUUCAUUGGUGUAACCUGAUGUACUUAGAUUAAUUCAGUCUUAUUAAAUAUUUUUAUUUUUACUUGAAUAAAACCAUUUGUUACCAUAUGAAGCACAUGUAGUAAAAAGGUUACCUGACAAAAAAAGUUAUUUUUACAGCAUUGACAAUUUCUAUGUGAAACUUAGCUGUGAGUGAUAGACUGCAAUUUAAAGUGUUUUUGGAUCGUUCUGUGGACAAAACAUUGUCCAAGAACAUUCAGUAGGCAAAAAACUUCAGACAACAUGAGUUGUGGAAAAUCAGAUGUGAUCAAGGAACUUUAUACAGCUUUAUACUGUGUGCCAUUGAAGAGAUGUUAAGUGUAUCCCACACAGCCUCUUUGUCAUUCCCAUUAAAAAUCAAAGAUGGCGCUAGCGCGAAUAGGGUCUAUUAAAGGGAUAAUUGAACCAAAAAUUAAAAUUCUCUAUUUACUCACCCUCAUGAUAUCCCAGCUGUGUGUGACUAACUUUAUUCACCAGAACACAUUUUUUUUUGAAAAAGGCACAAAUUGUAUCUCAGUAGGUCUUUAAAAUGCAAGUGAAUGGAGAUUUCUCUUUUGAAACUCUGAAAAUCAAAGUUUAAAAAAAGUACUUAAAUACUUAUCUUAUUCGCACCAAAAGCUUUGUGUUGCUUUAAAAGACAUUAAGUUAACAGAUGGUUUAUUGAUAAAGUUUAUGCUAACUCCAUAAUCUCCAUUCACUUGCAUUUUAAGGAUCUACUAAGCGAAGAUAUUUUUCCAUUUUUCAUAUGUGUUCUGGUGAAUAAAGAUUUGUGUGAACUAGCCCUUUAAGCUUCAUAUGCAGGUUAUUCCUCUGGUUUGCAUGGUGCUGUAUGAGCAAUAGAAAUACAGUAUAUAUACAUUUUAAUGAGCAAUAUAAGAUUUGAAAUUCUCUAUUUACAAGCUCCUUUUAAAGGUUGAAGUAAAUGGAUGUAAAAAGAGUUCAAAUAGAUACUGUUAACUAUAAGAAAAGAUUUGGCAACGAAUCUAGAAGCAGCUAUGUCACAGUUACCUGCCACGUUCUACAUUUAGCUGCAGUUUCCUGGUGAAAUUAACUACAGGCACUACAACAACUGUGCGUUUUAUUCACUCACACAAAUCAUGACAGCAAUGGCUGAUUAUGACUUUAUAAACAGUUAUUUUUCUUACUAUUAAUCACAGACUGUUGUGUUAUGACACUGAAACACUAACAUGGUUGGCAACCUUUUUGACAUGGAGUGCUAUUUUUAUUUUCAUGGUCAAUGGCACAAAAAAAAAUGCACAUCUAAGUGAUAUUCCAAAGUUUGAGUCUAAUUGUUAAAAUGUUUCUAUUUUGCACUUUUAAUUGUUUAUUUUUCAUUACAAAUGAUACUAUCAGCAUAACAGUUUGAGUGAAAAAUUUGUGCAAAACCCGCAUGUGAAAAAUCUUGCAUGUUUAUUUUCACAGAGCAUCUUGUGAAAGUGCUUUAAUGAAAGAAAACCUGUCCAUUUUGUACAAAAUGAGUUAACAGUUAAUAUUACAACUUUGCUUAUUUGAUUACUGAUCAAAUUGUGUGGAAUCUUAAAUAUUAUAUUAUGUCAUACAUUUUUCAAAAUCAUGCAUAGUGUAUUUACAAGCACGUAAGCAACGUUUUUUAUUUUAGCUGUAUUUUAUUUAUAUUAAGUUUUUCACACCUGACCUGCAUUCUAAUCUACGUCUUGCUGCAAUCCUUCCUUGUGAUCACGCAUUGUGUUUUCAUCAGAUGAAUGGGAGGCUAAACACCAUUAAAGUGUGACUGAACUCACGCUGUGCAUGCAAGCAAUUCAUGCAUCACAAGCCGAUCAACUAUUUAGCCCUUUUCAGUAGGCCAUCGCACCUGCAAAAUCCUAAAACUUUAUUUCCAGGUUUAAUUUAUAUUUUUAAUAGACUUUUUUUUAACCCCACGAUGUGGGUUUAUGUUUUGCCUUUUAAUCGUAUAAUGUAAUUUUGAGUAUGACUAUGAUUUAAAGAGGUUGUACCUGUAUGCUGGGUUGGAAAUCUCAAGGAUUAAUAGUGGUGUUUUCCUUAUUACAUCACGUGUUCUGAAAGCAAAAAGAAAGAAACGAAACACUGAACGUAUUCAUCCACGCAGCCUGACCGAAGCAAAGCGGCAUGUUUACUCCCGCAAUUAACCAAGAGUGAAGCGUUGCCAGCUCGUGAUGCUGGCUUGCAGGUGCUGCAGUCUCGUCACAUUUUUACAUUUUGUUUAGCCUCCCAUUCAGCUCAUGAAAACAUGUUGUGUGAUCAUGAGGAAGGAUUACAUCAAGAUGUAGAUUGGAAUGCAGAUGCAGAUUUCCAUAUGAAUAAAAUAGUCUACUCUCUCGCUGUUGCGCCAGUGAUUUGCCCUCUGUGUGCCAAUUCUGGCAUGUGUGCCAUAGGUUGCCGACUCCUGCUAUAACAUAAUUUGUAACACGACACAUUUAACGCUUGUAUUACAGACCAACCUACAUUUACAUACUUAUUCCUAUGUGAUUAGCUCACACCAUAGCUCACUGCUAUUUGAGUCCAGCCAAAAAGGAAAGCUGACACGAGAGAAAAAAAAGUGUCAUAGAAGCAACAAUAAAUGACAUGGUUGCUUCUGAAAAUAUGCCUUAUGUCACAUUUGCUUUUCCACACUAUCGGUUAUGUUUAGGACCAGUUUUGGGUUAAGGAGGUAUAUUCUACUCAUUAUAACCUCCAAUAUUCAGAUUCACAAAAUCGAAUAUUCACCUUGGAAACAUUAUCUGAUUAUGACAUAAUUUCACUCACAUUUGGCACCCCUCACUGGACAUUUCAUUGGGAAACUGCAGCGAAGCAUGUAAUUUUGUUUUGCAAAAAUGUUGCCAAGGUCACAAUGUCCUAACCAGAAUCGAUAAUGCAGCAUGCUAUAAAAUGUAUCUAGAAUCAAAUCAAAUCACAUCUUGUUAGGACACAGUGUUGGGGCCCCAAAAUCCUCCUGUUAGAGCAUACCUGACUCACAUCAUGAAACAUUGCACAAUAUGAUAUAUCCUCAAACCAAACUACAUCUGCAUGCAUUUUUUUGCUUUGUGGGAGAAGUGUAAAAAGUAUCUGAAAGCUACUUUGUCUUAGUCUUUUACAGCACUUGAGUCACUGUUUUAACAAUAAAGAUGUAAA